UGUUAUUCAUAUAUUGAAGCAGCAAACGGUUCUGAAGUUCUUGUAUUCGCUGUUGGAAAGUGAUGAGCGACGUUGAGGUUGCGCCGCCCAUAAACGAUCCAGCAGAAAACCUUCCCAAAUACUGUGACUUCUUCAAAUAUUUGCUUGUUGAGGAGCUGGUGCUGGAACCCGAUUACCGACAGAUCCAUUACGGAAAGUGUGCCGUCAUUGGACGCCUUUGUGCCAUUCCGGAUAAUUUUAAACUGGAAAACGUGUCGAUACCACACCUGCCAAGUGUAUACAAGCUGCCUACUGGCGCUGUGUCCCUGCUCCUACUGAACUUCAGCUACGAGAACAGCUGCACAGGAAGUCUGGCUAACGGAGCGUACUGUAUUAUGCGUGGCGAGAUUGUGCUAUGCAACGUGCAAAAGCCGAAUAGCCCCACUUUGACCACACGGGGUUUACACGAGCAAUUGCUCCGAUUGGACGACAGCGGCAAAGAGAGGUCCACGUUAUUAGAGAACGUGCAGAAAACUCACAAGCCUGCGCUGUACGUAUGGCACUCAAGUCGGAUUAACCAGGCCGAGGAGUUAAUUCAACGUCGACUUGAGAUUCGUGUGCUGUGCAAAUAGACAGAUAUCAAGAAGAGCCAAUGAAAUGCAUUCUCAUUUUCUGACCACGUCACGAAGCAAUCCUCAAUUUUAUACAUUCUCUCAAGUGUUUGACCGGCAAUCGGCAAACUUGGAUCCUCUGUGGAAAGAGGAGUUACAGCAAUCGGCUUGGCUCAGUUUCUGGGAACGCGAAGGCUACGAGUUUCUGGAGGAGAAGUGGCACAAACAAUAUCCGGAAUAUAAGGAGGCAAUCGAGUUAGCCACUGCCGAGGAACAAGCAGCUUGGCAAGAGUUGUGGAUAAAACACGCCCACGAUCAACGCGCACAUUUUUGGCACAUCUUUUCAUGUGUCUUGGAGAAUUACGAACGGGACUUGCAUAAUGGUUUGCAAGAUGUUGGUCAAAUCUUGAGCGAUAUAGACGAUCAGUUUUCGUAUUUAGAAAUACAUCAAACCGACGCCAGUACAGCAAGUACUGAAUGCAGCGAGGCGGAUCAGGAAUACCUAAACAAUAACGACGAUCAAGAGUCUCUUGGCGAGGAGCAGCAGCUAAAACUGCUCGGAUUACCCACAUCAUUUGGUGCAAGGAGUACAAACGACCGACGAAAGCCAAAGCAGCAACUACCAAGUGAAUCUGAGAGUGAGAGCGACUCCAAUCGUUUAAGCAUGUCCAAUCAAAAGGAUGAAAUUCAGCUUGACGUCAAGUCGCGAGCAAUUAAGAAAACAAAGCGACAAAAAAACUCAAAAAUCCCCCAAUUCAUGCGAGAUGAUAACCUUUUGCUUAAGUAUUGGUUCAAGCGCUUCUCGCUUUUUUCACGCUUUGAUCAGGGCAUUCUCUUGGAUCGCGAAAGCUGGUUCUCAGUGACUCCAGAGAAGAUUGCCAAGCAGACGGCUAGACGUCUCGCCAGCGACGUCAUUGUGGAUGCAUUUUGCGGCUGUGGCGGCAAUGCCAUACAAUUCGCCAACACCUGUGGCCGCGUGAUUGCCAUCGACAUUGACUUAAAGAAAUUGGCAAUGGCCAGACAGAAUGCGGCUAUUUAUGGUGUGGCCCAUAAGAUUGACUUUGUGCAUGCGGACUUUUUGCAGUUUGCCCGCACCACACGUUUGCGACCCGAUGCGAUUUUUCUGAGCCCACCCUGGGGUGGACCGGACUAUCAGAAACAGCAAACUUUUGAUAUUGAAGAGAAUUUGUUGCCGCUGGGCGCGAGUCCCUUGAUGGAGCAUGCACGACGGCUAACGGAGAACAUUGGAUUCUUUUUGCCACGCAGCUCCAACAUUAAGCAGGUUAUUGCGCUCACGCAUGCGGGUGAGCAGUGCGAGGUGGAGCACAACUAUUUGGAUACGCGUCUGGUAGCAAUCACAGCCUACUAUGGCAAGAGCUUGGUCAAGAAACAACGGCAGAAGGCUGAUAAAUGACUGUCAGCAUAAAUUUGGGGUAAAUUUUAAUACGUUGGAUUAAAUCGUGUUACAUAUAGCAAAAGAAGCUAAUGUCGAUCAGUUGUACUACUCAAUUAGUAAUUUCUAUUUUUUUUUAAUUUAAUGAGUCUUAGAUUUAAGUAUGUAAAUAGACUUUACUUACAUAAAUUAAGCACAUUGUUCACUUUUUGUGAUUAGACAUAAUUAUAGUUUUUAUACGUUGGAUUAAACUGUUCGUGGCUCUUUCAAAGGUCUUAAAUUCUAUUGUAACCGCAUUGAUAACAAUUUGACUGUGCGACUGCUGCGACUCUUUCUGGCAAAUCCCGCUUUGUUGAUGCACCAUUCUGCUCGCACAACAGUUGCCAAGUCACCGGGCAGAGCGUAAGGACUUUAUCCAAUUUAGACAGCUUAAACAUGCUGCUCUCUCUCCCUCUCUCUCUCUCCCUCUCUCUCUCUCGCUCUCUCCGUGUCCUGUGCAGCCCCGCUCAGUUUGUGUGUGGUAAGAUUGCAGUGACCAGUGGUCAUAACCGUAACGCCCCUCCUCUCCAUUGGUCCGAAUGUGACUUUUAAUUAAAAACGCAAACGGAACUAAACGGGCGUCUAUUUUUAAGAACUUUGUGAAACAACUCUAAGCCUGGCAACCGUGCGGGGGCAAUUAACAUGUUCCAUGUCACAAAAGUUUCACAUAAAUUCCAGCGUAGACC
This is a messenger RNA of Drosophila arizonae, 2708 nucleotides long. RefSeq names its product Trimethylguanosine synthase 1 (gene Tgs1). Gene Ontology annotation, molecular function: RNA cap trimethylguanosine synthase activity. NCBI's taxonomy places the organism in Eukaryota, Metazoa, Arthropoda, Insecta, Diptera, Drosophilidae. Gene Ontology annotation, biological process: 7-methylguanosine cap hypermethylation. The record is from RefSeq and is a predicted model, not a curated record. Gene Ontology annotation, cellular component: nucleus.